GAGCCGUACGGCAUGGGUUUGCGGGGCUCGGUGCUCCCAGGAUCGUCUUCCCCUCUGGAGGAGUGAGCGGGGUCCGGGUGUGCGCCAGUCAUGGAGUUGGGAUGCCGGGCGGUGUGGAGGCGCUGUGCCGGGAACUGGAGGACUUUUAUGGCUGCUGCAGUGACUCCAGCCAAGGUGACCCGGGGGGUGAUGUGUGUCCGGGAUCCCCCCCUCCUCUCCCCGGCUCCAUGGAUGAGGAGGAGGCUGUGUAUGAGCGCUCGGAGCCGCCUGUGCUGGAGCUGUCAGUGUGAGAUCAGUACAUCGGAGCUCUUCUGUCCUUCCUGCCGGUCACUGCAACCUCCGGAUCUCACCAAGGAUUACUUCUACCUCCUCCAAUGUGACCGAUCGUUUGAUGUUAAUGUCCCGGAACUGCAGAAGAAAUACAGGGAUCUCCAGAGGUCACUUCAUCCAGAUUACUUUAGUCAGAAGCCACAGGUUGAGCGGGAUAUUUCUGAUCAACAAUCUUCUUUAGUUAACAAAGCGUACAAUACGUUGCUGUCUCCAUUAAGCAGAGGAAUUUAUCUGUUAGGUCUUCAUGGCAUUACUUUUACAGAAGGGACAGAGGAAGGCAUAGAUGCACCGUUUCUGUUUGAAAUCCUGGAAGUCAAUGAACAGCUUAAUGAAGCAACUACUGAUGCGGAAAUUGAAGAAAUAGGAAACGUUGUACAAGAAAAAUGUCAGAUGUUGACUGAAAAUGUCAAAGAAGCCUUUCAGAAAGAUGAUCUUGAAGGUGCCAAGAAGUUCUUGACAACAAUGAAAUACUAUACGAAUAUUCUUGAGCAAGUAAAGAAGAAAAUACUUCCAUAACUGCUUUUCACCAACGCCUGCAACUUAGAAAAUGGAAUAAUAUUCUUCAAGCCUUACACUGCGCUUAUUGGAAACGGCGACUGUUUUAGCCCCAAUCGCUGCCUGUAAUGCAUAGUAGAUUGUGCUGAUCUAGAAGAUUUAUAAUGGUACGUGGUAAUGGUACAGUCACUGUUCAACAGAUUUUAGUACUGUGGACUGGUUGAUUAGCCACCCUUUUUGUAGUAAAAACUAACAUGCAGCAUUUUUUCCAAUGCAACGUGCUACAUGGCACGGAACUGGUGGUACACUGCAACACGCAUGCAUCAGAAGUCUUGCCUUAGCAUGUUGUGGCGACAUCCAUUUUGAAUGACACCCCAAUGCACUAAUGCGUUUAGCAUAACGCAAUUGGGAAAGUGUAAAUGAGCCCUGAACUGUUUAGAGAGUUGCCCUAUUAUGGGCAAUGUUAUUGUAGAAAGUUCUAUCCACUACAAGAAAGCUACCUUUUUACUAUCGUUUGUUUGUUUUUUAUUUAUAUGUGGUGCAAUAAUAUAUAAUUAAAUUUAUAUAUUUUAAGACAA
Messenger RNA from Rana temporaria (common frog), 1403 nucleotides. It is a transcript of the gene HSCB, whose product is annotated as HscB mitochondrial iron-sulfur cluster cochaperone. NCBI's taxonomy places the organism in Eukaryota, Metazoa, Chordata, Amphibia, Anura, Ranidae. The record is from RefSeq and is a predicted model, not a curated record. The coding region runs from base 91 to 846 and encodes 251 amino acids. Gene Ontology annotation, biological process: [2Fe-2S] cluster assembly; protein complex oligomerization. Gene Ontology annotation, molecular function: ATPase activator activity; protein-folding chaperone binding. The transcript is spliced from 6 exons. Gene Ontology annotation, cellular component: mitochondrion.